Scylla paramamosain (green mud crab) is the source of this 2733-nucleotide messenger RNA. RefSeq names its product protein FAM200A-like. The transcript has a single exon. Gene Ontology annotation, molecular function: protein dimerization activity. Bases 202 to 2166 code for a protein of 654 amino acids. The record is from RefSeq and is a predicted model, not a curated record. Lineage: Eukaryota; Metazoa; Arthropoda; Malacostraca; Decapoda; Portunidae.
GAGAGAGAGAGAGAGAGAGAUUGUGGUGAGGGAAGGGACACGCGCGUUUGAUUCCUGUCCGAGACAGGACUAAUACGCGUUCAGAAUCUUCACUCGUCAGUCUCGAAAUUUUCAUCAGUUACGUUUGUACCGCGGGAGCGUGAAGAUAGACACAGAGAACUCCUCAGUGACACAUACAGUUAUACCGAACGCUUAAACAAAAUGGAUCGUUUUGUUAUAAAACGCGUCUCUGUUCAGUCGUCAAGUACGUGUGCACCUGAUAAAAACACACAGGCCAACGAGCCUGGCUCGAUCAUAAGAGAGGCCGCAUCUACAUCAGCUUCUGAGCCGCCUCCCAAGAAGAAAGUCAAGUCAUGGACAAGGCAGUACAGCGACGAGUUUCUGAAGUAUGGCUUCGUCAAGUGUGAACAGGAAAAGGGAGAACCAAGGCCUCAGUGUGUGAUUUGCAGUGAAGUUCUCGCAAAUGAGAGUUUGAAGCCAUCAGAAUUAAAGAGACAUCUCGAAACCAAGCAUCCUAGUCUGGCUACAAAACCAGUUGACUAUUUCCAGAGAAGAAAGGAACAAAUGAAGAUGUCAGUGAAAGUUCUAAAUACAGCAACCACUCUUAAUGACAAAGCACAAUUAGCAUCAUAUUUAGUUUCAUAUCGCAUUGCAAAAGAGAAAGUACCAUACACAUGUGGUGAGAAACUUAUUCUCCCAUCUUGCGUGGAUAUAGUGAGCACGAUGCUCGAUGGAAAGUCGGCAGACAAGAUCAAAUGUGUCCCAAUCAGUGAUACAACAGUGUCACGGCGGAUAAGUGAUAUCGCAGAAAAUUUGGAACUUCAGCUGGUGUCACACCUACAGACUGCUGGAGAAUUUGCUAUUCAGCUGGACGAAAGUACUGAUAUAUCUAACUGUACAGUGCUCCUGGUGUACGUCAGAUACGUACAUGAAGAUGACUUUUUGGAAGAUAUGCUUUGCUGCUUAACCUUACCUACUCAUUCAUCAGGAUCUGAGAUAUACAGUGUGCUGAAUGACUGCAUAGUUGGAAAAUACAAGCUGAACUGGGCCAAUUGCAAAGGAAUUACAACCGAUGGAGCAGCAAAUAUGACUGGGAAAAAGAGCGGUGUUGUGACAAAAAUAUCAGAAGCAGCCGGUAAUGAUGUAACUUGGAGACAUUGUUUCAUCCACCGUGAAGCGCUGGCUGCCAAAGGUAUCCCAGACAAUCUCAGAGGUGUUUUGAAUGACGUUGUUAAAGUUAUCAACACAAUCAAAGGAAGUGCACUUAACAGUCGGUUGUUUGAACUCUUGUGCCUGGACAUGGGAGCUGAUCAUUCACACCUUUCGUACCAUACGGAAGUUCGAUGGCUCUCCCGCGGGAGAAUUCUAACAAGGGUUUAUGAGCUAAGAAUGGAAAUUCAUAUUUUUCUUCUCGAGAAAAAAUCCAGUAUGGCAAGCUUGUUUUGCAAUGAUGAGUGGAUUCUAAAACUUUCAUAUUUAUCAGACAUUUUCUCAAAGCUAAAUGAGCUUAAUCUAAAACUGCAAGGGAAAGAAACUGAUGUAUUCCGACACUGUGAGGAAGUAGAAGCAUUUAAGAAGUCAAUAAUGCUGUGGCAAGCAAGGCUUGCAGUUGAUCAACCUCUUUACUAUAUGUUCCCAACACUUUUGCAGCAUAUUGAAGAACAUAAUAACACCAGUGAAGAAACCAUGAAUAAAUUGAAAUGUGAUAUACAGCUGCACCUCCAUUCUUUGUCAAGCAGUUUUGAACAGUAUUUUCCUGAAGAAAACCUUAAGAAUAUAAGAGACAACCAUUGGGUGAAGGACCCUUUUGCAUUUGAAAAACCAGAAGCUGUUAUAGGGCUAAACCUUACACCUGAUGAAGAAAAUGAACUUCUUCAUCUGACAAGUGAUACAUCAUUAAGAAUCAGGAUGCAGUCAUCACCUCUGUCAUCAUUCUGGAUAAGUGUUUCCAAGGAAUUUCCACAUCUAAGUAAGAAAAGUAUUUUACUUUUGAUCCCCUUUACAACUACAUACUUGUGUGAAGCUGGGUUCUCAACCUUGACAAAACUAAAAAGCAAAGAAAGAAAUCGACUCAAUCCUACAGCCGACAUGCGUGUGGCGUUAUCCUCCUGCAAGCCAGACUGGAAUAAGAUAACGAAAGACAAGCAGGCACACCAGUCACACUGAACACGUAAGUGCAGACUAUUUUUCCUUGCUUUCUUGCAGCAGUGUACUCAACUUUACUCCGAUUUCGUAUUUUUUAUAACUUUUUAGGUAAACUUAACAUGUUUUCAAUACAGCCAGUUUUAUAUAGAUGUGUGUGUGUGUGUGUGUGUGUGUGUGUGUGUGUGUGUGUGUGUGUGUGUGUAAUAUAACUGAUAUCAAGUUUAUGAAGAGAAAGGUACGAUAGAAUGGACAUACUGGGUCGUGAAGGUAACACAGAAAAUCAAACUGGGUCGUGAUGAAAAAAGUUUGAAGAACCCUGGGCUAGGGUGUUCACAUACAAGCAGAGCAGGGCGACCUGCAAAAGAAUCAGUCGCUAUGGAGGAUUUCGUUUGUGCAUUCCUAUUGCUUGACAGCAAAAAACAGAAACGGAAACACUGGGUCCAUCCCAUCAACGUAAGGAGAGAUCGGUAUGGAGAAUACCACCAUCUCUUCCACGAACUGAAGAGAGAUGAAUCGCGAUUGUUUGCGUAUUUACGGAUGAAACCGGCAAGUUAUGUGGGUCAUUUAUGAUUGUGUAUAGGAUGAAAU